AUGGUAACCGAGACACCUGCGAAGAAAUCGAAAGCGAAAGCUCAAUCGAAGGAUAAAUCUGAGAAGCCCCCGAAACCCUCCGUCGAGCCGACACCUGCCGUCAGUGAAGAAGAAGAAAUUAUUCGAUGUAUUUGCGGAGAAUAUGAAGAGGAGGAAGACAUUGAACGAGAUAUGAUCUGCUGUGACCAGUGCUCCGCCUGGCAACACAAUGACUGCAUGGGCCUCACAUUUGCGAAAGGCGAGGAGCCCGAUGAAUACUUCUGUGAACUAUGCCGACCUGAGAAUCAUAAAGUUCUCUUGGACAAGAUUGCGCGCGGUGAGAAGCCUUGGGAGGAAGCAGCCGAGAAGCGACGCCAGCAGGCAGAAGAAAAGAAGGCCGCACGUCGCAGGAAAGGCAGGAAAGGUGGUAGAAAGGGCCGGCCAAGCGAGCCCAAACCGGAUACAGGCACCCCAGCCCGCAAUAAAGCGGCUUCUGCCACGCCCGCUCAGACUCCUGUUCCACUGGCCCCUCCGCCCGUUGUGACCCCGGUCCCGGAGAAGAACGGUGACGUUUCAGACGCCCACCCAUCGAGCACUCAGAAGAGGAAAUUCGAGGUACAUCAAGAGGCUCCGGCCUCCGAUACGGUAAGACUUGACUAUUACUGUUUGAAAAUAGGGACAGCUGCUCAUGUCUACCAGCAGGGACCAAAACCGAAGCAAAUAAAGAUGACCUCACCAGCUGAUUCAGUGACUCCUCUCAACGACAAGCCUGCUCAGGCGAAGGAAGAUUCGAAUGCUCCUCCUUCGCGCCAAAGCUCCGUUUCUCAAAAGACUACGACGCAGGAAUCGGGCACUUUGGACGAGAUCUCAAACCCAGCAAGAAGAAGUGCUGCCAGUGCUCUAGUCAAGUUAUUUGUAGAUCAAAUUUCUGAUGCACAGAAGCAAGGGUCUUUCAAAUUACCUGAGGGAAGGUCGGCGAAAGAGAUAGCGCAGCAGCUCGGUUUUUCAAUCGAGAAGGCUAUGUAUCAGAAUAUUUGCGGAGGAUCUGGGGAACCCACUGAACCAUAUAAAUUACAACUGCGGACGAUCUUGUUCAACGUAAAGAAGAAUCCUUCUCUACGGGAUCGCCUGCUCGUAGGUAGUUUGCUUCCAGAUGCGCUCUCUAAGAUGAGCAGUCAGGAUAUGGCAAGUGAGGAGCUUCUGCAGAAGGAUGCCGAAAUCAGGCGCGAGGCCGAGAGGCAGCAUAUUAUUGUGGAGGAGCAAGGUCCGCGAAUAAGGCGAACUCAUAAAGGCGAAGAGUUCAUUGAAGAUGAGAAUCAAACCGUCGCCAGCGAGCCAGUGUUUUCGGUAGUGCCGACACGCCGAAGUUUGGCUGAUGUUGACGCAAGCCCUUCAAAUCAAAGUCCAGCGAGUCCCCAGGCUCAUCAGCAGCCGGAUGACAGUGCGCCAAGGGCUGCCAAACCGCUGCCUAUCGACACCAAAGCGAAGGAUACCAAGGCCCGAAAUGGGCCUACGGUGCAUUCUCCCGGCGCCGCUGAUCAUGACCAAGUCUUUCCAGAGGUCUCAACUCACAUACAUGAAAUGUUGCCGACUGGGAAGGCCCAGGCUGAUGCAGAGAUUGACAAGCUAUUGAAAGACGUCGAACCCGAAUCGCCUCCAUAUUCCCCAAAAGACUUCAACGACGAGGCGAUUAUCUGGCGCGGGAAGGUUGUCAUGAACCCGGUGGCUGAAUUCUCGUCUUUAGCAAAGCAUGUUGGAGGAGCUGAACUAAGUGACAAGAUACCGUGGAGUCAGCUUGCACCGUCGACCUUGGUGGUCGACGGGCGAAUCGACAUUCAGCUAGCGAGCAAUUAUCUCUGUGGUUUGCGUUUCAGUUCCUCGACGGACGUUUCAGUCAUCUCCAUUAGUCGCCCAGAAUCCCCCAAAGAUCAAAAAGGGUUCGACAAGCUCUUCAACUAUUUCCAAGACCGAAAGCGAUAUGGUGUUGUUGGAAAACAUCCGUUGCCGGCCGUCAAGGAUACCUACGUUAUUCCCAUCGAAGCUGGAUCCACAAAGAAGCCCGAAUUUAUUGAGCUUUUGGAAAACAAUACACUUGAAGACCCUACUCCAGAGCGAGUACUAUUGGUGGUCUUUGCAGUCAAAACCGGCGAAUCGAAUCCUCCUUCAGUACAGCUAUCAUCACAUCAUCCAAGUCAAGAGCCUGCGUCUUUUGCAAGCCCUGUCACCGUCGCAGCGACUCCCCAGCAACAGCAGUUUCUGACACCUGGACCGAGGCAGAUGUCGCAGAUGUCUCCCACUCCGCCAUCUGCUAUCUCGGGCAUAAUUCCGACCCUCAAUUCCUUUGCUUCCCAGCCUCCACAAUCCCUGCAACCGCAGCAGCCGCAGUUACCAACCCAACCGGCCUCUCAGUCCCAAGGGUAUCAACCUCCACAGCCACAUAGUCAGAUGGCUGUCACUGGUAUGGCCGCCGCAGUGAAGGUACUUGGUGCUCAGGCAAAUGCUCCAGCAAUCCAGCAACUCCUCCAGCAGGCUCCGAAUGCUGAUGUCUCCCAACUGGGUGUUGUCCAUGGCAUCAUCUCACGACAGCCAGAGGCGGCUUCAAAUUACGAGAUGUUAAUGCAGGCGUUGUAUCAAGCUACAACGAAUGGACAUGGUCCACAGCAAAACGCCAGCUAG
Messenger RNA from Aspergillus fumigatus Af293, 2655 nucleotides. The record is from RefSeq and is a predicted model, not a curated record. NCBI's taxonomy places the organism in Eukaryota, Fungi, Ascomycota, Eurotiomycetes, Eurotiales, Aspergillaceae.